Misgurnus anguillicaudatus (oriental weatherfish) is the source of this 888-nucleotide messenger RNA. Lineage: Eukaryota; Metazoa; Chordata; Actinopteri; Cypriniformes; Cobitidae. The record is from RefSeq and is a predicted model, not a curated record.
UUACUACGGUCGUAAAUGUCGUAAGCAGAAGUCACCUGCCAUUGACGUGAAGCGUGGAGUUAAUCAAAUCAUCUUCAACUGAAUAUAUUGUUCUUAUUUACUUGGUUAAGCAAGCUUUACGAAUACGAGCUUAAGGAAACGCAAAUAAGAGGAAAAGAGUGACCGACAACGCCCCGCAAGGAUGUUUAAAAAAUUUGAUGAGAAGGAGAAUGUUUCAAACUGUAUUCAACUGAAGACGUCUGUAAUUAAGGGCAUAAAGAAUCAGCUGAUAGAUCAGUUUCCCAACAUCGAUGAAUGGCUCAACCAAAUCAUGCCCAAAAAAGACCCUGUCAAAAUUGUGAGAUGUCAUGAGCAUAUUGAAAUUCUUACUGUAAAUGGAGAGCUGCUUUUCUUCAGACAGAGAGAGGGACCAUUUUAUCCCACCCUCAGACUUCUACACAAAUAUCCCUUCAUCCUACCACACCAACAAGUAGAUAAAGGUGCCAUCAAAUUUGUUUUGAGCGGAGCCAACAUCAUGUGUCCAGGCCUUACAUCACCAGGAGCCAAACUCUACCCUGCUGAAACAGACAAAGUAGUCGCCAUAAUGGCAGAAGGUAAACAGCAUGCACUCUGUGUGGGAGUCAUGAAGAUGUCAGCAGAUGACAUAGAGAAAGUAAACAAGGGAAUUGGAAUCGAGAACGUUCACUAUCUGAAUGAUGGACUAUGGCACAUGAAGACAUACAAGUAAUGACAGACAUGAGUGUGUGGAUCAUUUGGACCCCUUGUCAACAGGCUGCCCAUCUACUGUUUACAUGAAUGGACUCAACUGUGUAUCAUACUGAAUGCUUUACCGCAACUCCAUUUUAAUUCACAAAUAAAACCUGCAUUGAAGUCACUUCAAACUUAAAA